Messenger RNA from Exophiala mesophila, 1841 nucleotides. RefSeq lists its product as uncharacterized. Gene Ontology annotation, molecular function: transmembrane transporter activity. Gene Ontology annotation, biological process: transmembrane transport. The transcript is spliced from 2 exons. NCBI's taxonomy places the organism in Eukaryota, Fungi, Ascomycota, Eurotiomycetes, Chaetothyriales, Herpotrichiellaceae. The coding region runs from base 126 to 1841 and encodes 571 amino acids. Gene Ontology annotation, cellular component: membrane. The record is from RefSeq and is a predicted model, not a curated record.
CUUGAUGUGCAUACCAGGAUGUAUAUCUAUAUGGCUACGUCCCUACUGAAAGGUUAGCUAACGUGUUUGUUUCCCUGCCUUUCUCGCUCAUUGCCAACCUUGACCUUGUUCGACGUCUCGCAGCCAUGGCGUCACCCAUCGAGAAAGUCCCAACCGCUUCGGACGGCAAACCACCCUCUGAUCCUCCAUCCGAUGCCACCUCCGUCCAAGUAGGUGCCGUCGGUGGACUCAUUCUUACCCAAGACGAAUUCCAUCUGGCUACCCUCGGCUACAAACAAGAAUUCAUUCGCUCCCUUGGAUUUUUUCACUCAUGGGCGGCCACAUUCAGCACGAUGAAUUUCAUCUCAGGUAUACCAGUUCUCUUUGGGUUCGUCAUGUACACUGGUGGCCCCAAAGCGGCUUUUGCCAACUGGACCAUGGUCGGCGGCUUCUCGUGUAUUGUCAGCCUCGUGAUGGCAGAGCUUGGGGCGAGUUUACCCACAACAGGUGGCAUAUAUUUCUGGAGUUACAGACUCGGAGGCGAAAAGUAUGGUCCAUUUCUCAGCUGGAUGACUGCGUGGUGGAACUUUGCUGGGUGGAUAUCGGUCGUUCCAGGUGUUCAACAAGGAGCAACCAAUUUCCUCAUCUCGGCGCUUCAGAUAAAGUACCCAGACACGGAGGUCCUAUACAAAGGCUGGUUUUCCUGGCUGCUGACCAGUAUCGGCCUCAUUUUUGCCAUGAUCCCCAACAUCUACAGUCCGAGGCUGCUCCGGCUAUACUUUCGUUUUGCUAUCUUCAUCUUCUUCUCCUUGUUCUUCCUCUAUUGGACCUGGUUCCCAAUAAAGGCAAGUCAACAACAUUUCAACACCAGCUAUGGAGUAUUUGGGCUUUUUUAUAAUGGCAUCAACUUGGGAGAGACAAAGGAGGCCUCAGAUGCCUACUGCUGGGUUAUUUCUGUGCUCUUUGGUGCUUGGGUCUUCUACGGAUAUGAUGCCAGUGCUCAUCUUUCUGAGGAAACCAAACAAGCCUCCGUCGUUGUCGCCCGAGGAAUGUGGGUAUCGGCAGUCUCAUCGUGGCUGUUGUCCGUCCCAACUCUCAUCAUCAUCCUCUUCUGCAUUCAGAACUUCGACGGAAUAAUUGCAGCAACAUAUGCAAACAAUUGGGCUGAAUACCUUAUUCAAUUGAUAGGCGAGAAUGGUGCAGUUGCCAUCCUAGCGAUCCUCUGGGUUGACAGCACUUGUGCCACGGCGAGUUGCUUUCUCUCGGCUCAGCGAGUGACCUACGCCAUCUCACGCGACCACGUCCUUCCAUUUGGUUGGUUCUUCCGCAAGUUGUCUUCUCGCAAGAUGGCUGUCAAUGCUGCUUUGCUGGUCUACGUGACCAGCGUGGCGAUCACGACGGCCGUCAUUGGCUCUACCGUGGCUUUCUCUGCGAUCACCGCCACCGCCACUAUCAGUACCAACUUCAGCUACCUCAUCCCCAUCGUUGCACGGCAGACCGUCGGAAGGAAGGAUUUUGUGCCAGGCAAGUGGAACCUAGGCAAAUUUUCUCUCCCACUGUCCAUCAUUGCGACGAUUUGGAUCAUGUUUCUCUUUGUGGUUUUACUACUGCCUCAACUGUAUCCUGUUGAUCACAACACGCUCAACUAUGCUCCCAUCUGUAUCGGAAUCGUGAGCAUAAUCAGCCUGGUAGGGUGGUUCUUUCCCAAGUGGGGUGCCAUGAACUGGUUUGAAGGGCCGAUAAAGACCAUCACCGAGCAAGAGUUGAGAGGAGCAAAGAUUGAUGGUGGCGAAGCCACUGUGGAAGAGGGCGAUGCGAUGCAAAACAUGACCUUUGGGCAUCGAAAGAGUGUUGCUGAGUAG